AUGGCCGAGAAGCGCAAGCGCGACGGGCACGGCGAGGGCGGCAAGGCCAAGCGCAGCAAGUCCAUCAAGAAGGCCACCGCCGAAGACUUCAUUGACGUCCCCGCCGACUUUGACGAAGUCGACACACCCGCCAAGAAGGAUAAGAAGGAAAAGAAGGACAGAAAGAGAGAAGGACAGGGAGAGAAGAGGACAGGAGAGAGAGGACAGAAGAAAGAGGAGAAAAGGAGAGAGGAAAGAGGACAGGCCGCGAAGACGACGAGAGCCCCGAAAAAGAACGAGGGGCCCCGGUCCAGAACCCCCUUGUGGACACCCGACGCCCGCGAAAACAAACCGCCCAAUGAUGCGUUGGGUUGCUCCUGA
This is a messenger RNA of Verticillium alfalfae VaMs.102, 360 nucleotides long. RefSeq lists its product with no specific name. Lineage: Eukaryota; Fungi; Ascomycota; Sordariomycetes; Glomerellales; Plectosphaerellaceae. The coding region runs from base 1 to 360 and encodes 119 amino acids. The transcript is spliced from 2 exons. The record is from RefSeq and is a predicted model, not a curated record.